Molecule: messenger RNA, 621 nt
Organism: Prunus persica (peach)
Lineage: Eukaryota; Viridiplantae; Streptophyta; Magnoliopsida; Rosales; Rosaceae
Product: glutaredoxin-C9
Exons: 1
Coding region: 14-442 (142 amino acids)
Source: RefSeq, a predicted model, not a curated record
UAUCAUACCAGCAAUGCAGGUGGCAAAGAAAUCAGCAGGGAUUCCAAUGGACCCCAUCAUCAUGGCUGCUGAGUCAGGAGCGGGGAAACUGGCGGAGAACAAUAUCAUGGGGGCGAUGAUGAGCCCUUAUGAGAUGGUGAGGCAGCUGGGGGCGUGCAACGCGGUGGUGGUGUUCAGCAUGAGCGGCUGCUGCAUGUGCACCGUGGCCAAACGCCUCCUCUUUAGCCUCGGGGUCGGCCCCUCCAUCAUCGAGCUGGACGAGCACGUGGCGGGGGCCGACAUCCAGGCCGUUCUGUACGAGCUGGCGGUAGACGGCCAGCAGCCGAUACCGGCCGUGUUCGUGGGAGGGAAGUUCUUAGGUGGCGUGCAAGCGCUCAUGGGUUGCCACAUCAAUGGCACCCUCGUCCCUCUCCUCAAAGACUCCGGUGCUCUCUGGCUCUGAUCAUCAACAUCAUCAUCACCGCCAUGAUCGUCAUGUCAUCAUCUUAGAAGUAUUUAAUUGUUAGGUUUUAUUAAUUUCUAGGCUUAUUACAUAUAUAGUCUGAGCAGUAAGGUGGUUGUACAGACUAUAUGUAGCCGAGCUAGUUAAUAUCAAUAUCUGACAGUUUAUUAAUAUUACAA